AUGGGCCACUCUUCUGUUUGGAUCUUUCUGCUGUCCCUCUCUCUCUCCCAUCAAAGUGUCACAGCACAAGCUGAAGCAUGCAGGACGGUGGUGCAGGCAGACAUAGUGUUUCUGGUGGAUGAGUCAUGGAGUGUGGGCCAGACCAGCUUCUCCAGUGUUAAAGACUUCAUCUCAGCCAUGGUCUCUUCCUUCCAAAACAGUGUGGUGGGAAAUGAAGGGGUUCGCUUUGGAGUCACUGUCUUUGGGGAUGUGUCAAGGAUGCGGAUUGCUUUGACAGACUACAGCUCACUGGAUGAGGUGCUCAGAGCCAUCAGAGACAUUCGCUAUGAAGGUGGAUCCAAGAGGAUUGGCAAUGCCCUCCAUUUUCUGGUCAAUCCUGUUUUCAGCCCUGUCAUCAGUCGAGACUUUGCCCCAAAGAUUGCUGUUUUGAUCACAAAUGGACGUUCAGACGACCAGGUGGAUGCCGCAGCCAAAGCUGUAGCUGACAAUGGGAUUUCUCUCUUUGCAGUAGGUGUCAGGGGAGCUGACGAAUCAGAGCUGAGGAGGAUUGUGUCAGAGCCAUAUGAGGAGCAUCUAUUGAUGGGUGCUGACUUCACUCUCCUGGAAACCAUCCUCCCCAAAUUGUCCCGCAGAGUGUGUUUUACUGCCUCUGAACCACCACGGCCUGUGAAAACCUCCCAGCCUGUUGAACAGCGUGUGGUGGGUCCCAGAGACUUGCAGGUCAGUGAGUUGGCCCACAAUUCCCUCAGACUGACAUGGAGCCAGGCCACAGGUGAUGUCACUGGAUAUCGACUCCUGGUCGCCCCUCUCAGCUCCAAAGGACAUCAGAGACCCCUACAGCAGAGACAGAUUGAUCUGAAGGCAGAUGUGAGCACAGCGGUAGUGACAGAGCUGAGUCCUAAAACAGACUAUUCCCUCACUAUCUAUGCCGUCUACCCAAGCCUCAUUGGAGACUCUGCGACAAUCACUGUCAAGACAACCCCUCUACCCCAGGUGUCAAACUUCCGUGUUAUUGAGGAGGGUCUGUUCUCUCUGCGUCUGGGCUGGACCCCUCCUUUAGGAAAGCUCAAUGGAUUCAAGAUCUUCAUCCCAAGAUCCAACCGACCAGGCUUUACUUAUGAGCAGCUGCUUCCUGGAGACACUUCUUCUCAUGUGAUUGACAGCCUGGAGGAGGAUAAGAAGUACACCAUCAGUAUUUAUGCUGUUUACCCCGAGGGACCAAAUGAGCCGGUUUCAAUAGUGGGCAAGACGUUAAAACUGGUACCGGUUCACCAGUUUCUGGUCCAGAACGCCACUACAGACACUCUCCAGGCGAGGUGGUCAUCAGUUAAGGGUGCUACAGGAUACCGCCUGACAUGGGCAUCCCCAGAUGGCCACAUAGAAAACAUAAACCUCGGGGACAACUAUAAUUUCUACAUGAUCCAGGGCCUCCACCUAGGCUCAGAAUACACUGUCACAAUUAACCCCAUUUUCGGAGACAUCGAGGGGCCCAUCACGACCACCAACUUCAAGACAUUGGAAAGCAGUGCUGUACAAACUCUGAAGGUAUCUGCUGUGAGCACCAACACUGCUGUCAUCUCAUGGAACAGUGUCCCAGGGGCCACAGGAUACAGACUUGCCUGGGGACCCACCCCAGAGUUUGUUGGUCGAGACCGUCCCAGGCAGUUGGCUCUGAAUGGCAGCACCACAGAGUACCAGAUGAAGAAUGUAGCCCAUGAUACUGAGUACGUCCUGACUCUCUAUGUGCUGUUUGGAUCCGUGGUUGGGCCUGGUAUCACUGCUACCUUCCGAACUUCUCCAUUGGGCUAUGUGUCCAACUUCAAGGUGACAUCCUACACCAGUACCUCCAUAGAUGUGGAGUGGAGUCCCAUCGUUGGAGCAACUGAGUACAAACUCUCCUGGAACACAGAUGAUAGCCCCCAGUCCCGUUACCUGGACCGCAAUGUUCUUUUCCAUCGCUUCGAACACCUGAACCCACAGUCAACCUACACUAUCACCAUCUGUGCAGUAUACGGCAACUCAGAGGGACCAGAAAUCUCUUUAUCUCAGCUCACAGCUACUGCCUCAGACUCAGAACCAAUCCAGGCAGUGAGGGAGGUGAAGGUUGUGGACAUUGGAGUCAAAUCCUUCACCCUGUCCUGGAGGAAAACACCAGGGGCAACCGGUUACAAAAUCUCCUGGACCCCUUUCCUGGGUGGUGACGAGAAGUCCCACGUGGUUCCUGCUGCUACCACCACAUUUGCUAUUAAGAAUCUGCGUGAGAGCUCAGCUUACAAGAUCCAGGUGUCCUCCAUGGUGGGCAACAGGGAAGGAAGCCCUGCCCUGGUCACUGUACGCACCUUGGAUCUUCCCAAAGUGAAUGGCUUUGCUGCUCUGAACACUACAGACAGCAGCACUGUUCUGAACUGGACUCGUGUUGCAGGCGUCUCUGGAUAUGGUCUUUCCUGGAGGCACAUCUCGGUGUUGGACACUAAAACAGAGACUCUGGGCCCUGGUUUCUCCUCCUAUAAGAUCAAUGAUCUUCUCUAUGGAAGAACGUAUAUUUUCACCAUCAGGCCUUUGUAUGGAGAAGUGGAGGGGCCAAUAAGCACUGUGUACCAGAGAAUACUGGGACAGGAUUCUCCAGUGGUAAAAGUCCAUACUGUGCAAGCCACAGUGGCCCCCCAUUCCCCUCGUAUCACGACUGCAUCACAGACUGUCUCCAUUACCAACACUUCCAUCGCUCACAAAGCCACCAGGACCACCCGGCACCCCAUUGCUGUGCCGCCCCCUAAAACCACUAAAAAGCCUCCAGGUCAGCCAAGUGUCACUAAAGCUGAAACUGCAGCAGUCACCUCCCUGCGAUUAACCACGUUCAGCACAGAGACAACAGCUCCACCAAGACCAGUGUGUGGUAAGGCCAAAGCAGACAUAGUAUUCUUAGUGGAUGAGUCCUCGAGCAUUGGUGCUAACAACUUUAACAAGAUGAAGGACUUUAUAUUCCGAGUGACCACCUACUUCCCUACCAUUGGUCCUAAGGACACACAGAUAGCCGUGGUUCAUUACAGCGAUGAGCCUCGAAUUGAAUUCCGUCUGAAUGACUACAAAGACAGAAACUCUGUGCUUAGGGCGCUCAGAGGCCUACGCUAUGUGGGGGGAAACACCAAGACAGGAAAAGGCAUCAGUUACGUCUUACAGGAACUGUUUCAGGAGUCUCUGGGGAUGAGACAAGAUAUGUCCCAUGUUCUGGUCCUGAUUACAGAUGGCAGGGCACAGGAUAAUGUGCUGCCACCCUCCAGAAUUGCACGUGCAUUGGGUGUCAGUGUCCUGGCAGUUGGAGUUUCUAAUGCAGACAUGGAGGAGCUGAAUAAAAUAGCAGCUCCCACCACGUACAAGAAUAUCUUCUACUCACCGACCUUUGAUGACUUUCCAUCUAUAGAGAGAGAAUUUAUCAACAGUAUCUGUAGUGAAGAACUCCUCUCAGAGUACAAACUACAUGAUGAGGUUGUUCAGCUGGACACCCCGACUGAAGACCCAGAGGAGCUGCUUAAGCCUCAGGGUCCCUGCUCUUCCCAGUGUGGGAAGGGUCAGAAAGGAGAAAAGGGAGAUGGUUUUGGCGUUGGAGGUCUGAGAUUUAGGCAAAGCCCUGGACAGUUUGACCCUUUCACUUCUUCCAAAGGAGAGAAGGGAGAGCGGGGACCUCCUGGAACAGAUGGUGUUCCUGGGUUGCCUGGACGACCAGGGAGAACUGGACCCACUGGUUCUGCUGGGCAGCGGGGCCCUCCAGGCAUCGCAGGUGACAUGGGUCUCCCUGGACUCACUGGUCCAAAGGGCCAAAGAGGAGAGAGAGGAGAGCCUGGAUAUGUUAUAGCAGGCACAGAUGCAAAUUUCGUCCCUGGACGAAAAGGAGAACCAGGGUCUUCAGGUCCCCAGGGACCAGCUGGUGUACAUGGGGUCAAUGGAGCUCCAGGCCUACCUGGUCAGCAAGGUCCAUCAGGAUCACCAGGAAUAUCUGUGAAGGGAGAUCAUGGUGAACCGGGAGCAAAAGGUUUACGUGGGAAGCAGGGUUUGAAAGGGGACAAAGGAGAGUCUGGACAAGAUGGCAUUGCAGGUUUGCCUGGUCCCAUAGGCAUUGAUGGGGUGCCAGGAUUACCAGGUCAGAAAGGAGACAAGGGUGAAGAAGGAAUCGGGAUACAAGGUAUUCAAGGUCCUCGUGGAGCGUUGGGAGAGAAGGGAGAUAUGGGUUUCACAGGACUAGUCGGCCCAAAGGGUGAGCAAGGAGAACAGGGCAUCCAAGGAGUCAUCGGUCCUCGGGGAAAGAAGGGAUUCAAAGGGGAACAAGGGGACAAGGGAGAACGAGGAGAAAUUGGACCUAUAGGACAACACGGAUCCACAGGGGUGAUGGGGCCAAUGGGGUUAAAAGGAGAUGAAGGUCCAAGAGGAGUCCCUGGAGAUCCUGCCAAGGGUAUUAUUGGCCCAACUGGAAAAAAGGGUGCCAGGGGAGAUGUUGGUCCAGUCGGUCGUACGGGUCCACAAGGAAUAAAGGGUGAACAAGGAUCCAAAGGAGACAAGGGCAGUCCUGGUUUUGGGAUUCCAGGGCAGCGAGGACCAAAGGGAGAAAAUGGCGAAAGGGGAAAUGUUGGUUUGUCUGGAAAACCAGGACCAAAGGGGCAGGAUGGCUUUAAAGGUGACAAAGGGAGUAUUGGUUUACCCGGCAAUGCUGGAGAACCAGGAUUAAGAGGUAAAGAUGGUGCAACAGGAACUAAAGGAGACCAAGGGAUAAAGGGUGAACUAGGAUCACCUGGAGAACCUGGUGACAGAGGAAUUAGGGGUCCACUAGGUUUGCCGGGACGAAUAGGGGACCCUGGAGAGAAAGGAGAUACUGGGAAUACUGGCUUGUCUGGACCUGAUGGAAAGAAAGGCGAUAAAGGAGAGACAGGAAAACCUGGACCUCCGGGAGAGCAAAUUGUUGCAGACAACAACAUACUGACCAGAGUCAUUAGGGGUGAACCAGGAGAGCCAGGUCAGCCUGGUUUGAGAGGAGAAACAGGUCUGCCUGGACCAAGAGGUCCAGAAGGUAAACCAGGAUUACCGGGGCCAUCUCUGGGUGGUUCUGGAAUAAAUGGACUUGAUGGGUUACCAGGGAAACCAGGAGUAAAGGGUGAAGAAGGACAAAAGGGAAAGAUUGGUUUGACGGGAGACAAAGGAGAUCAAGGCCGCGUUGGGAUUGCAGGAAUGCCUGGUUUACCGGGAACUCCAGGGAGACCUGGUGUUGAUGGGAAGAGAGGACUUCAAGGAAAAGAUGGAGAAAGAGGACAAAACGGAGAUGACGGCAAGAAGGGGGAUAAGGGAGAUGCGGGUGCAAAUGGUAAAGAUGGUAGUAAGGGGGAACCAGGACCUCCAGGUUUGCCUGGUCGGCAAGUGCUUGUCACUACAGAGAGCGCAACUAUUGACGAAAUUCGUGAAGCAUUUCCAAUGCCAAUGGGUCCUCCAGGAGCUACUGGUGCACCAGGAAUGAAGGGUGAUAAAGGAGAAAGAGGCCUCCAAGGAGAGACGGGAGAAACCGGAGCCUCUGGAAAAUCUAUUGAUAUGAAGGACAUUGAAGAGAUGUUUGAAGCCUACGGCAUCAGGCUGCCUUUGCUGAAGGCUCUGAUUGACAGGCUGCUACAGGAUGGAAUAGAGGAAGUGCUUCAUGUGCUCGGCACCUCCAAAAAAACAAAGGAAAACACUGAAACUCACACAUCCAACAUCAUCACUAAGUAUACAGAUUCAGUGAAGUUUGACCUUUCCAAACAGCCCCUGUCAGACCUGGACACCAUUAAGGACCCUGAGUUAGACGGACAGCUUUCAGAAUCGUUAAAAGUUGACCCUUUGAAUGAAACUGCAGAGGGUCCCACAUUACGGAGAGUCACCACACUGAACAGAGAGCAGAAGUCUGGCAGGAAUGAGGCCAAGCUGAAGGCAUCUGAAGGGAAGGAGAUUGUAGACGGGGACGGCAGCGAAACAUCUUCACUCAAAAUGAAUGUGACUGUACUCAACUCUACUUUCAAUUAUACAUCAACCCAGGAGACGGUUUCAGGGUUACCAGAAACUGUGGUGGAGACUGUUGUCCUCACUCAGGAAGACGCUCUGAAGAAAAAUUCAGGACAAAAGAAAAAGAACAGGGAACGUGGGAAGGGCAAAGGAAAUAAAGGACGACAUAAGAGGCAGAGACAACGCCUGACAACGGAAGAGGACGAGCAAGAGGAAGAUAAUGAAGAGGAGUUUUAUAAUGGCGAAGAAUACAGUUAUGAGUAUGAGGAGGAACAAUCAACAUCGCACAAUCCCGUCCAAUCAGAAGCGUUGGCGGAGAUCUCCAGUCAUCCUCUGACGUCCCUCUCAGCCGGAGAAAUAAAUUCACAGGAUGAAGUGUCACUGCCUAUACCUCCCACCACCACAAAAGAAGGAGCAGACCAGUAUUUGUCUUCUGGAGCUCAAGGUUACAACAGCUGGAAUAAGAAAAAGCAAGAAAACCCUGACCUUCAAACAAAUACCAACAGUGGGAGGCAACAGCAGAGAGGGAGACAGCGAUACAGUGAUAUAGAAAGAGAGAUUGAUCCAGGAAUGCAGGGUGGAGAAGUGGAACAGGGUCAAAUUGAAGAAGUAGAGAGGAGGGAAGUGGAGAAAGAGGAAGGGGUAAAACCAGAUGGAUUUAAAGAAUCAGGCCCUGAUCCAGUUUAUGACGAGGAGGAGAGGAGCGGAGACUAUGACUGGGAGACGGAGGAGGACGUAGAUCGAGAGAGGGAAGGGGAGGAGGAGGAACUGGAGAGGGAGAGAGAGAGGGAGGAGCUGGAGAGAGCGAAAAUGAAGAUGGAGGAACAGCAGGAGAGGGAGAGGACAGAGCAGGAGGGGGAAAGAGACUUGGAGAAGGAGAGGGAAGAAUGGGAGAGGAGAAGGGCAGAGAUGGAGAGGGGGCAGGGGGGGCAUUAUGAUGAAGAAACUGGGCGGCCAUACCCAUAUCCUCCAGAGUAUUUUUACCUCAAGGGACAACCAGGUGAGAAUGGAAAACAAGGACACAAGGGUGAAAUUGGCGAAAAAGGGCAAAAGGGAGAGCCAGGCACUGGUCACAGAGGGCCAGAAGGCCAGGCUGGUCCUCCAGGACAGAAGGGUGAACCAGGCGAUUCGGGGCCUCCAGGUGCUCAGGGCAUCCAGGGUAUCCGUGGCAACCCUGGCUUCCAGGGCAUCCCAGGAGUUAGGGGUCUCCAUGGUGACCCAGGAAAUCCAGGUAGAGAGGGAGAGAGGGGUAAACGAGGUAAAAACGGAUCACCAGGAUCUUCUGGACCUCGAGGAGUACUAGGACCUCAGGGUCCUGCUGGUGCGUCGGGAGUAAAAGGAGAAAAGGGUGACAGUAUUCCAGGAGAGCCUGGUGGCAGAGGGUUGUCUGGCUUCCCUGGGAGAAGAGGUGAUACAGGGACUCCAGGUGUUAAAGGAACUCCAGGAAAUAUUGGUCCGAAAGGCUUGCGUGGCAGCAAAGGUGAAAGGGGUGACCGUGGGUUAGCUGGAGUCAGAGGAGAACGGGGAAGUGUGCUUCAAAUGCAAGGGCCUCGUGGAUUUAAGGGUUCCAAAGGGGAUGGGGGUGAGCUAGGCCUACCGGGUUUUGAUGGAGAUAAAGGAGAAAAGGGUGAAGAUGGUCCCCCUGGAUUCAAGGGCAUUAAGGGUGAUGCCGGGACUAAGGGUGCGUUGGGACGAUUUGGAGCGCGAGGACCAGUAGGCCAGAAGGGCGAUCCAGGGGAGCCAGGACUCAAUGGAGUAAUGGGUCGCAACGGGGAUCAUGGAGUAGAUGGAGCCAAAGGGGAGAAAGGAGACAUAGGACUGGAAGGCCAGAAGGGCAAUCAGGGUGACUCAGGGGAGCAAGGCUUACCAGGAGACAAAGGGGAGAAGGGAGAGAAGGGAUUCAGAGGUUUACCAGGUCGCAUUGGGAGUCCAGGUCUGGAUGGAUAUAAGGGAGAUACGGGGUUAUCUGGAACCCCUGGCAUACCUGGACUCAAUGGACUCACAGGGCGCAAGGGUGACAAAGGAGAAGGAGGGACUAAUGGUGUUGAUGGAGGGCCAGGAGAGAAAGGGGAUAAGGGUACAGCAGGUUUCCCAGGUUUCCCGGGCUUCAAGGGGUCAGCAGGGAGUCUAGGAAGGGAUGGGGAUGAGGGACCACCGGGAUCCCUAGGGCCCCGUGGGAACACAGGACCAAAGGGAGACAGGGGCAGAAGAGGGAGACCGAAACCAUGUCAGAGGGGAGUACCUGGCACUCGUGGAAAAACAGGAGAGAAUGGUGCAUUGGGGAUUGAAGGAGCAAAGGGGGCUAAGGGAGAACCUGGACUCUCAGCUGACAAAGUGAAGGAGCUGGUCAACCAGGAGGUGGCAGAAAAAUGUGGGUUGGAGUACAAGUUAAUGGUAAAGUCCGAGGAUACAAAUGGAACAACCACGGUGACCAACGAUAAAAAUGAACCAGAAGAUGUAGUAACCUCCCUUUCUCAUGACAUCCAUGAGGAAGAGGUGGAAGAGGAAGGUGAAGAAGUGGAAGAGGAAAAAUAUGGAGCAAUGACCAGUCUUGCUCCUGUGAUCCUGGGAGAAAAAGGGAUCCCACCAAACCGCACUGACUCUCUUGAGGAAGGGACUAUGAAGUGGGGCCAUAGGAAAAAAAGAAAGGUUUUUGGAAAAAACACUGCAGUUUCAGGGACAGACCGCUGCCUGGAGCCCAUGUCAGAAGGGGCCUGCUCAGACUAUGUUCUGCUCUGGUACUUUCACCAUCACUCUGGGGAGUGCAGGCCAUUUGUGUACGGGGGCUGUGGAGGCAACCGAAACCAAUUCUCCUCAAGACAAGAGUGCCAGAGUUGGUGUAAGAUGGAGAAAAAAGGGGGUGUUAUGGGUCAGGCUGGGAGCCAGAUGAGGGGCCAACAGGGGCCCAGUGUGGGAGAUCACGCAGGGACUGUUUUAGAGGGCUCUCCAUCAGACCGACGCAGCAGUAGCAGGGGAUUCCUGCGUGGGUGUUGGUGUGGGGGCAGCACGCGCAGUGUGACAUGUGAAAACACACGACACAGCUCAGAUUCUCAAGUUGUCAUUGGUUGA
Messenger RNA from Scomber scombrus (Atlantic mackerel), 9081 nucleotides. It is a transcript of the gene col7a1l, whose product is annotated as collagen type VII alpha 1-like. Gene Ontology annotation, molecular function: serine-type endopeptidase inhibitor activity; protein binding. The transcript has 104 exons. The record is from RefSeq and is a predicted model, not a curated record. NCBI's taxonomy places the organism in Eukaryota, Metazoa, Chordata, Actinopteri, Scombriformes, Scombridae. Bases 1 to 9081 code for a protein of 3026 amino acids.